Pezoporus occidentalis (night parrot) is the source of this 1500-nucleotide messenger RNA. Its product is annotated as zinc finger protein OZF-like. Lineage: Eukaryota; Metazoa; Chordata; Aves; Psittaciformes; Psittacidae. The record is from RefSeq and is a predicted model, not a curated record. Bases 409 to 1500 code for a protein of 363 amino acids. The transcript has a single exon. Gene Ontology annotation, molecular function: RNA polymerase II cis-regulatory region sequence-specific DNA binding; DNA-binding transcription factor activity, RNA polymerase II-specific. Gene Ontology annotation, biological process: regulation of transcription by RNA polymerase II. Gene Ontology annotation, cellular component: nucleus.
GGUCACUGUCCACCCAUUGCCAUCAACCUUCACAGGCUUCAACGUGUACAACCCGGCCCUGCUGCAGCAAGGGGAGGACAUUUGGAUCCCGGGAAUCCCAAGCUCCGAGGAGGAGGAGGAGGAAAGGGCCAGACCCCUUCUCAUGCUGUGGUCCAGAAGCAGGAAGCAGUGGAGGAGCUGUUGGGAUGUCGAAAGGUCCUCUGCAUCCGUCACAUCCUCAGGUAAAGGACCUGGGGGGGUUGGGUGCUUCAAUCCAUCCUUUCCCAAGGGUGGAUUCCCUUUAUCCAUUGGGUGCUUCUCCCCAUCCAUCCUCAAGGGCAGAUUCCCGUUAUUCUCUGCCUUAUCCCAGCAGAUGAUGGAUGGACAAGCGACACUAAAGAAGACAGCUCCUACAGAGACGAUGGCAGGAUGAUGAAGAGAUCCAAAGGCAGCAUCACCGUGGGCUACAAGCCCCAUGGGAGGAGAUCAUCUUCAUCCGGCUACAACAGGAGGAAACCUUAUCCCAAGACGCCGCCAGAGCAGCACAAGUGCGGGAAGUGUGGGAAAAGCUUCAGCCGCGGCUCAUCCCUCAUCCGGCACCAGCGGGUCCAUGUUGGGGAGAAGCCCUUCACGUGCUACAUCUGCAGGAGCAGCUUCGCCUGCAGCUUCAUGCUGCAGGACCAUCAGCAGAGCCAGUGCUGGAGGAAGCCCCACAAGUGCCCCACGUGCGGGAAGCGCUUGGCCUCCACCAAAUCCCUGCGGAAGCACCAGCGGCUCCACGGAGAGAGCAUGGCGUACCGGUGCUCUGAGUGCGGGAAGGCCCUCACGUCCAAGUCGUCCCUCGUCACCCAUCAGCGCAUCCACACCGGGGAGAGGCCGUUCCCGUGUCCCGAUUGCGGGAAGAGCUUCAUGGCCAACAAGUCCCUGAAAAAGCACCGCAAGAUCCAUGUGGAAGGAUCCCUCUUUGUGUGUCCGGAAUGCGGGAAGAAGCUGAUGUCCAAGUACACCUUCAUCACCCACCGGAGGCUCCACACCGGGGAGAAGCCCUUCGAGUGUCCCGACUGCGGGAAGAGCUUCGCGGGGAGCAAAUCCCUGAGCAAACACCGCAAGAGCCACAUGGAUCAUGGCCUCUACAAGUGUGCUGAGUGCGGAGAGACCUUCCCAAAGAGGUCCUCCUUCAUGGCCCAUCUCCAGCAGCACCAGAAUCUGCCUUCAGACGCCUUCUCCCGUGGGAAGCUCAGGAAGGUGAGGCCCCACCAGUGUCCUGAUUGCGGGAAGGGGUUCCGGGACAGCACGAGCCUGCGGCGGCACCAGCUCGUCCACACCGGGGAGAAGCCGUUCAAGUGCCCCGAGUGCGGGAAGUGCUUCCGCGCCAGCUCCACGCUCAUCAUCCACCGCCGCAUCCACACCGGGGAGAAACCCUACGAGUGCGCCCAGUGCAGGAAAUGCUUCACGUCCAGCUCAUCCCUAAAGAAGCACCUGAGGAGCUGCAAGGAGCUGCUGGGAGCGGGCAGUCGGUGA